Messenger RNA from Bombus pyrosoma, 4089 nucleotides. RefSeq names its product folliculin-interacting protein 1. Bases 229 to 3480 code for a protein of 1083 amino acids. The transcript has 12 exons. Gene Ontology annotation, molecular function: ATPase inhibitor activity; protein-folding chaperone binding. Lineage: Eukaryota; Metazoa; Arthropoda; Insecta; Hymenoptera; Apidae. Gene Ontology annotation, cellular component: cytoplasm. The record is from RefSeq and is a predicted model, not a curated record.
AUGAAUUGUGUUAGCGGAGGACGGGAACACCCGGGAAAACAUUCCAUUCGGAUGUCGACCAAACGAUACACGAUAAUCUCGAGCAAUCAUAUGACUCCUCCGCACGUGACUUUAUUUACAGUUGACUGAUACUCGCGAACAUGUAUGGUGCAGUUCCCUGUGACAUGAUAGACCAAAAACGAAACAAAGUUAACGAGCAAUGCGGUAGCUAUAAACGAUCGUUGGUUUAUGAUGCCUUUGCUUGAUAAGCUGUUCCCUUCGAGGAAGAAUUUCAGGAAUAAAGUACAAACCAUCGUAGCAUCGAACGUCGAAACAGAAGAAGAUGAUAGAAACUCCGCAUUAUACAUUGGGGCAGGUCAAGUUCGGAUUUUACUGUUCCGAGAGUGUGAAUGGCGCGGGAGAAAACUCCUUUUUGAUUCUCUUUCCUUGGAGAAAAGAUGGUGCAAAAAUAAAACAGCCACGAUUAAUCUUAAAAAGAAUACCGGCAAUUCGAUGUUCGAGCAAGAAAGAAUGGCCGAAGACGACGUAAGCUUAUUGAGCGAAAUGGUAUUCGGUACUGUGGCGAUGACGUACAGAGGGUCAUCAUUUAAGAUCCAUUCAAUGAAUUCACCAUCUUGCAUCAUGUGCACAAAAGUCUUUCCUGCCACAGAACACAACAUAUGCAAACAGCAGACCGAGAAAGUCUCGGACGAAGGAUUGGGUCGUUCCGUGAACUUGGAUUCUAAUCCCAGUAUGCGAACACUUUUAUCCCGACCAAGUUCUGGAAACCUAUCAGGAUCCGAAUUAAACACCGGUGUCAGAAAAAAUUCUACUUGCUCUAGCACCGGUAGUGGAUGGAAUAUAGACAUACCACCACCGACAGGGAGUUCACAAUCGUUGGAGAGCAAUGGAUCCUCUGGUAUUGGUAGCCUUUCGAGUUUACGUCGAAGGUGGUUAAGAGCUGCUUCCACUUCUUUAGCGCGAUUAGAUUCUGAUGAUACGUUUGGAAUGCAGUACUGGACCGAGAAUGGAAAUGAUAAUAAAGAGAUUCAUACUAAACGUCAUAAAACAAGGCUCGGAUUAACGAUGUUGGUCCAACUAGCCGAAGGCCAUGAGAGAAGAAUAGAGACCUGUCUGUUAGAGCACAUGGCUCUAUUGGAAGGAAUGCUGGAUCGUUUACGAUAUUUCUGUAUUGAAUCGGGUAGUAUCAGUGCUCAAAAUAAAGGAAUGCAGCUUCCUGAACGGCUUUAUAGAUCUUCGCAAUUCAUUGUUUCGUUAUUGCGUUUACUUACAAAUAUUGAUGCGGAUUUGAACUCGCGCACACCCUUGCUAUGGCAUGAUGUGCUACUUAAUUCAGUGAAAGUAGAGCAUAAGAUAAGUGUGCUGCAUCGUAGUUUAGAACAAAUGUGUCAAUUGUUGGAUAAUAUCGAUACAAAGUCGAGCAACUUUUUUUUAAGUACUGUCGUCACUGCUGUUCUAACAUAUCAUCUUGGUUGGAUAUAUACUACACUGCCAAUUCAUGAUCGACAAUUGAUGGAAAAAUUAGGCACCUGGUAUCCUUGUAAUCCACUAUGGGUUCAAUUAGGUGAUUUAUAUGGUGCAUUAAGUAAUCCCAUCAGGGUAGCGCAUACAGUCGUUGCAGGCGAUCCUCAGAAGGUCGAUUUGAUUAAUUCUGUUUUAUCCUUCUUGUCGUACUUCAUCCGUAGUGGAGUAGUACAGAAACAACAAGAAUAUUGUAACGUUACUGAAGAAGACAUUCAAGAAGCUGCAAGUCUUUUAGAACAAGCGAGAAUAAAACGCCCACAUUUAUUCACUACGAAAGCAACAACUAAUGAUCGAGAGUCUAUGAUUUCCCGACGUGUGUUAUGCACAUCUGUUCGAAAAAAAAUUGCCGUACAAGAGCUUUCGUACGAUGCAGAAGAUGAUAACGCUAUUAUGCAAAGCUCAUAUCCUGAAUACAAUGAGGGAAGAUUAAGAGUAGAAGGAUCUAUUAGCUCUCUUAAACGUAGCAUCACGAUGGAAUCAAAUCUUGAUUCAUUUAUGCUAAAAACGUUUGAACCUGAAACAGACACGAAAUUCAUUUCGAAGAAACUUCCUCGCGAUGAUGACGGCAAUGAAAAGAGCACCGUCAACGAAAGAACUUGUACAUCAAGCAAAGUUAAAAUAGUAGUGAGCGAAAUUGCACCACAAGAUGUCGACUUGAGCAAGACUGGUAUGCAACAGUGUCCUGAAUUUUCGCUACGUAAUUUUGAAAAGAAGGUGGAAGAUAACGACUUGGAUGAAGCAUAUACGAAUUCUAAGAUAGAUGCUUUUCAAGAUUUUGACGAUACAUGUGUUGAUACAUUGAAAUUAUAUUCUAGCAGACCAGAAUUUGAAACUGGUCAAAGUACAGAUAACGAGAUGAAAAAUUCCCAUGUUUUCUUCACUCUAGGUGAUGAAGAAAAAUCUGUGAAAGCAUUAUCACGACCGCGACUUGGAUACAAUUGUCAGUGUUCAUAUAUGUUCACACGAGUACCGAGCACGUCUGCACAAUUACCCGAAGAUGUAUUGAGAAAAAUUAUUCAAAGGAACUUCCCUGAAUCAUCCAAGAGUAUUCAUCCACCAGGAGCAGUAUCAAGAUCUCUGGGAUUUUGUCAGAGGUGUAAUGGGCAAGGUUACGUACCUCCACAAAAUUAUGAUAAUUGCAAACAAGUUCUAGAAACCCCUACUAACGCAACAGAAGUGUUACGUACUUGCGGUAAUACCGUGGGUGAUGGAAGUGUUGGAUUAUCUAGAUCAAACAGUCUAGAAGCUUUGAUGGAAGCUAACAGUGUCGUCGAAUUGCCAAUGCCACGGACAAAAAAAAUGAAGACUGAUUCACACCAGGACACAGGCUUUACAAAGACACUCUUACAAAACAGAAUAAAACCCACAGAGUCACAGGGAUUAAAUAAUUCUGAACCAUCCUAUACAUGGGGUUUAGUUCUACAAGGUUUGCCAAAGAAGAAAAAGAGGAGAAGAAAGAAAGUUGUCCAGCAAGAAGCAAAUAGGAAUGACUAUGAAAUAGAUAAAGAAUUGUGGUACUGCAUACGUGAAGAAUGUCUUGCCAGUGUACGUUUUCCGACUAUUGAUCAACCAAUUGCCGAAUCACUUUGUAUUUUAGCGGAUUUAGAUACUUGGCAUGUUGGAAUCAUAUCCAAUAAUAUGCCUUCACAUACUGCACCAUUACCGGUUGGGAUGUCAAGGCUCGUUGCCAAUAUGCUGGAAGGCUUUGCUUAUUUAUGGCGGAAAUAUCAUUCAGCUUCACAAUGUAUAGGCAUAUUGGAAGCAAAACUAAGAGAAAUGUGGCUAAAAAGUGAAACAUUGGCUGAGAUGUUAUUAGCAACAGAAGUAUGCGAUGCCAAUGUUGCAAGUUUGACACACGCUCUCGAUCUCGAUGCAGCAGAUAUACCACUUUUGCUUGCAGUUGCAACUUCCCACUCUCCUGAGAUAGGCCAGAGGUUUGGUCUUACACUUACUUGACUGUAUCUUAUUUUUAUCAUGAUUUUUACUUUAGGAUAUAAAAUCCUUUUCUGUCCGAUAUAGCAAAAGCUGUAAAGUAUUUCACUAUUUCUUUACAAGAUAUGGUUGUAGAUUGUUAUUGUUGUAUUGGGUAAUAUGUCCCAAUAAACCAUCGUCCGUUCUCUAAGUGAAAAAGAUAUAUGAAUGUUCAAGCAACUUUUUUAAUUACAUUAAGAUCAAAUGUUUGUAUAUGUUUUAAAAUGUUUUAAUUUAUUGUGCAAUAUGUAAAAUCAUCUAAUUUUUGCAUUUAAAUGUUAAUAUUUCAAUAUAUAUUUUAUAAUAAAAAGAUUUUAGAGAAUGUUUAAAAAUUAUUUAAAUUAUCAAUAUAUUAAUUUUCGAAGGACGGAUGACACACGGUUCAUUAAUAAAGAAAUAACAUGAUAUUUAAUGUACAAAAAAAGCAAAAUAUAGUCUUUUUUUAGAAUAAUUGCGGAAUUAUAUGUUUAAUAUUAUUGUAAAAUAGCUAUAUAUAUAUGGGAACUAUACUUGUUUUUUUACACCAUAUAAAAGAAUUUAGAUUUAUACACCCUGUAAGAAUGGAUAAUAAAACUUAAUUUUUAUACUUCCAUA